AAGUUCCAACGAUGGCGUUGUAGCGUGCGGACGUGUUUUUCGUUUUCGCGUUCAGUUAUCGUUCCCCGUCUGUGCCUUCAUUUCGAGCUGUCAACCGGUGUGUGUGAGUGUUGGGACGUCUCCGCCGCCCACCACCACCCUUCUGUGUGUGGAAAAUACCCUGUUGCAGAAGAACAUGGCGACCGCGGCCACGGCAGUUGUUUGUUUGUUGUUAUCUACCCGCAAAUGGGCUACGUGUUAAUUUUUUUUUGUGUUUUUUCUUCACCUCUUUGGGUUUGUUAUUGUGAGUUGGGUUGCGAGGGGCGGUGAACAAGUGUUACAAAUUGAUAAAAGUUGGGAAAAAGAGCGCGAAAUCGCAGCAGGCGAUGGGAUUUUUGGAGGCACCGUACAAAAAAAUUGAAUUCAAAAUCUAGUGACCUACGUGGUGUUAGAACGGAAGAACCGAGAGCUUUCCAUUUCCGCGCGCUCUCGCUUUCACUCUCUCUGUUUCUCUGCGUUUCCUCUCGCAUUUCCCGACGUUUCCACCGCUUCAUACAGAGUGUGAGAGUGGGUCGAAGUAGGCAACGUCACCAAAACCUGCUUGCGCGCUUUUUCCCGUCGUUGUUCCGUCGUUGUCGCGCUACGCGUUGGAAGUUCUAGUUCCGUUCUACGGCCGAAACUCCGGAAGUUUAUACGCUAGAAGCGUUAGCAGCUGUAAAAAGUGAAACGGUUGGCGUUUGGCGAACGUUAGCUGGGGCGGUGAAGGUUAGGGUUCACCUACGGUUCAGGGCAGGCCAAGUUUCCAGUAUCCAUAUGGUAACAUUCAAGCGCAUCGAAGCAGACCAUGGUGGAGCAGUUCAACGGUGCCUAAUCAAAGCAAGCCGUGCUGUGUGAAAUCAUGGAGCGCGUGCUAAGUGACGACCCCCUUGGAAUGAGUUCAGUGGAUAUCAGGGCAUGCUGCGCCCGAUAAAGGUGCUAAACGGAAACCUAAAUAAAGUGAGGAUGUGUCGCCAGAGUGAUACGGUUUCGGCAGCACCAAACUCAUCGAAGCUUUGGGUGCUUAGCAAAUAAGGUCAAGUGAGGGAAAAAAACGAAAAAAGUGUACAUUCCAGCGCAAGUUUCUACCACAAGAGUAAUGGACGCGACGGCAGUUGACGAAGCCAUCAACUGUCAGAAUAGUGCCUCAUCGUAGCUGGCGGACAACAAAAACAAACCGUGGUGUCGACGAGCUCGCUUCAGAGGUGACAAUUGAGCGAGGCUAAUAACAACAAAAAACGCCACCUAAAGUAAACAAAGCACACGGUGGAGCGAAUCUGGGCUGGAGUAGCCGAAAUUGCUGGAGGUUUUUGCCUUUUCGCUGACAAACAGGAACCAACACAUUACUCGUCCUUCGUAGAGAGAGAGAGCUGCCGCCCCACCGGGAUUACACGGGGUGACCACGACCACGAUGAGACCGGCGGGACGGCCGGAAGUGGCAGCUGCAGGAGGACCGGCGAUCGACUAGCAGAGCGUCCAACUAACCGGAUGACGACGAUUUGACCUGCGUCCGGAACUCGUCGGAACCGCGCUCCGCAAUGGACCAUCAUGGGCUGUACACGGACAUAUCGAACAGUAUCCCGGUUGGCGCCAACGGCACCAGCGGUGGUCUGCCGAGCACGAACGUAAAGUACCACCACCAUCUGCCGCAGAUUCCGCCCCAGCCGCCACCCCAGCAGCAAGCUCAAGGUGUUGGCCAGCAGAUUUAUUUACCAGGAAGUUACGGCGGACAGUCUCAGCAGCAGCAGCAGCAGCAACAACAACAGGUACAAGGCGGUCAUUUACAGCAGCAACAACAGCAUGUUGAGCCGGAUUCGAUAGGCUGCGGUCUUUUUACCGACACUGCCGGACUCUUUGAUCCGGCCGGCGCACUCUGUACAAACAAUAUCAGUAGUAAUAGUUUUAGUACCAACAACAACCACCAGGGCGCAAACAAUAGCAAGACGGUAGAGUUUACGUCGCGCAAGUUCGAGACGAACACGGGCGACAGUAUCACGUACAACAUAAACAAUAUAAAUACAAACAUUGUAAACAAUAUAAGCGGGGGAUCCCUGGGAACGGGCGGGGUUCAGGCGGGGAUCAACCAGGCACAGGCCAUUGUCGGUGCCACGACAGAUUUCCUCGGGGGUACCCAGUUUUCCACGUCAACAGGUGGCGCAGGUGGUGGCAGUGGCAACACCCAGAUCUCGUUCAACAAAGACGGUGAUAGCAACAACCCAACGAUCAUUAACAUUAGCAAUAACAAUCAUAAUAUUAUGGCCCCACCCUAUCCGUAUUCCUACCCAACAAAGAUCUCCGGAAUGGGUGCGUUAAACGAACUGAACAGCAAAUUCGGUGCCAACCACAGCUGGAGUACCGGCGGUGCCAGCACAGCGGGUAACACCACUGUUGGUGGUCACGAAUUUGGACAUGAAAACACCGUAAUCAGUAAUUUCGAGUCGAAGAACCCAAACAAAUACCACACAAGCCGAUCGAGCUAUCGGCAAGACUAUACCGCAACUCAACAGCAACAGUACGCAGCCCACUACCAACACAAACAGGCGCAGCAGCCUACUACACACUACCAGCCGAACUACGGACUGUAUCACCCUGAAGGUGCCCAGGCUACUCCGAUACACCAGCCAAACGGUCAUCACCAUGGUUACCACGAGCCGUUUCCUCACAUCGUACGCAGCAAGUACCCAACUGCGACGGACGAAGCCAGUCGUUACGGACGCAGCCACCACCACCAGCACAGCUCAACGAACCACUCCCAAACGCACCACGAUCUCAUGUACAACGAGCGAUCUCGACACACCACCAACUACGCCACUGGCUACGUUCCUCCGACCCCCGGGUCAUACUACACCUCGCAUCAACCCUCCACCAAAGCCAUCAUCGGCCCAAACUUGGAAUUUUUCAACAGUGGCUACAUCAAACAAAUGCCAACCAUGAACCAUCACUACCUGCCACCAAACAGGCAUGCCUACGCUACCCAACCCACAGCCCAUCACAACUACCAUCACCAAAACUAUCCCAUCAAUCCUAACACAACCUAUGAAGACCCCUAUCACCAUCGAUCUCGAAUCCCCGCUAUCCCCACUCACCACUACAAAGACUUGCACCCUCAACAGCAAUACGGCAACUACCCUAACACAGCCGCAAACCUAGGUUAUCACCAAACUCAACCCCACCAACAGGUCUUCAACAAGACUUUCACCGACUACGGCGCCCCAAACGUAGCCCUCAAUCCGUCCAACCACUACAAUAACCCAACAACCCCUACCGUCCACCACCAACCCAACCAUUACGGCAUCAAGUACACCUCACAAACCCUCGUCCCUCCAAUGACCCAAGCUAGAUCCACCAACUCCUCCUCCUCCUCCUCCCAACAAACCCACCAAAAACCAACCCAACCAACAAACCAAACCUACUACACCACCCCUAACCCCGUCUCAUUCGACCUCAACCAUCCCCUAAUCGACCUCGAAGAUCAAAUCAACAGCGUCAAGAUCCUCAAAACCAACCGUGAACCAACCGUCCCGCAAACCUUCGACGCGAAUCACGCGAUCAACUACGACUGUCACCAAAAGUACAUGAUGAACCGGUACCUGGCCGGCAAACCAACCCCCCAUCAUUCGAUCCCGGACGCCAACGGGUACAUCCCGAACGGGUUCAUCACCAACAACGGCAACAACACCGCCCACCCAACCAACUUCGGGUACACCACCAUGGAAGACCUCGGCCUAGGCACCCGAGGCUUCACCCUAGACGAAAACCUCAAGGACAAAAACCUGCGGGACUAUCUGAGCAGCUGGAACGAAACCGAAGAAGAGGAAGAGAAGAAGGAAGCCAACAACAAUCAACCGGCCCACCAGAACUUCGAGUCCUGCAAGUAUCUCCAGGAAGCGCUCGAAGAGCAGCUACCCCCACUACCCCACAGUGGAGUCAUCGUAGCGAACGUCCAAAACGGCAACCUGCCCGACAUCCUGAUCGACCUGGACAAACCCAAAGACGAACCCCAACCAAAGACCGAAACCGAAGUCGGCGAACGUCUCUACAUCCUCGAAACGUACGACGUGCCGCACUCCGAGCUGAACAAGUACAAACACCUCAGCGUGAUCAACGAGCUGCCCAAGAACGUGGUACCCAUCCACGACAGCGCAGAUUCGCUCAAGUUCCUCGAGGAGAUCGAAUCCAACCGGGACAAGUACUACCAAACCGAACUCGAGUCCGAAGUCGUGUAUGACGAUCGGAAGAAAGAGGACGACAAGAAGGAAAGCACCGACCAAACCGUGCCGGAAGCCGUCCCGGAAAGCGAACCCGCACCCAAAACCCCCGAGAAAGUCAAGCAACCGGAACCACAAGCCGAAGAGCUGGAAGACACCUUCAAGGUGCCCCGUCACCUGCCCAAGUACCGCAAGCGGCAACGCCACGCAGAGCAGCAGCAUCAGCAGUACGACUAUCCGCGCUUUCCGAAGAAGGCGCGCCGCUCCAGCAUCGAAGACUUUCUGUACUGUGAUAAACCGAAGCAGAAGGUGCCGAUCGUACCGGUACCGAAGCGGUACAACGCGAAGCAGCUGCUGACGCUGUGCGUUGCGGCGCUGAACUCGCGCGGAUAUCGAAGGUAUGCGAAGGCGAAUAUCGCACGGAGGGAACAGUUGGCGAUUGAGAUGGAGGAGUGGAAGAAGGUUGAGGAGCGGAAGAAGGUGGAGGAGCAGAAGCUGCUGGAAGAGCAGAAGCUGCUGGAAGAGCAGAAGCUGCUGGAAGAGCAGAAGCUGCUGGAAGAGCAGAAGAAGCUGGAGGAAGCUCCUAUGGAGGUGGAAGCGGCUGAGGAAGCAGUUCAGAUGGAGACAGCGCAAACUGAGGAGACUGAAAAGGUAGUAGAUUUGACCAAGUCCUUAAAUGAAUCUGCUGUAGAGAUCAUCAAGGAUUGGGACGACACUCCUGAAGAAGAAGAACCAACUGUCGUGGAGGAACAAAAGACGGAUGAGUCGAAAAGGCAAGACGUUGUAACCGAGGAAGUUGACAAUCAGGAAGUGGACGCAGCUGCUCAAGUAACAACCACCGAAAACACUAAAGAACGUGCUGAAGAUGUACAAGUCUAUGUUGAAGACGCUGAAGAAUGCGUUGAAAACACACCAGAACGUGUUGAGGACGUACAAGAGUGCGUAGAAAGCAUUCAAGAGUUUGUCGAAAGCACGCAAGAAUGCGUUGAAGGCGCAAAAGAUCGCGUUGAGGACACACAGGAGUGCGUAGAAGUCAUACAAAAGUAUGUUGACAGCACUCAAGAAUGCAACGAGGAAGUACAAGAACCCGUUGAGGACGUUCAAGAAUGCGUGCAAGACAUUCAAGAGUAUGUUGACAACACUCAACAAUGCGUUGAGGAUGCUCCAGAACAAAUUGAUGACACACCUGAGUGCGUAGAAGACAUACAAGAGUAUGUUGAAAAGACCAAGGAAAGCGUUGAAGACGUACAAGAGUGCGUAGAGAACAUUCAAAAAAAUACCAAGAAAAGCGCUGAUGACGUACAAGAAUGCUUAGAAAACAUUCAAGAGUAUGUUGACAGCACUCAAGAAUACGUUGAGGACGCGAAUGUGAGCUUCAAAGAAACACCAAAAACCGUAGAAGAUACUGUCUGCGACAUUGCAGAAGUACAGUUAUCACCGGAAGUUGAUCAAUCCGACGAGGACGAUGAAGACGUCUUCGAUGAACCUGCCCCGAUAACCAACCGAGUAUCGGUGAUCGUGGAGGAAGGAAAACAGGUGACGACACCACCACCAGUGCCGGUGAUCGAGGGACAGCGAGUUCCCGUGAUCCAGAAGCUGGAAUCGGUGGAAAUGAAGGAAGUUGAGCAGGUUGAGGAAGCUGUCCGAGAAGUGUUCAAUCCAUUGUCUCUGAAGCAACUGACGAAUGAAGCAUUCGAGCGAUACAGCCAAGUGUACGACUACCAGCAUGUUCCGACGCUGCGAUCGCUGUGCUACGAGAACCUGCUGGCAAGUGGGUUGCUGCCGCAACCGGACUCGCUGCAGAAGCUGUGCGAGCAGUUCAUCUGCAACAACCGGCAGCUGUUCAUCAUCGAGGAGGUCCGACACGAGCCGGAACGGUUGCAGGACAUGUGCCAGAAGGUGGUGAACGAGACGAACAUCAUCAUCGACAUGAACGAUUUCUGCAUCAUGACGAACGAGGAGCUCGCCAAGCAGGACAAGGAGGAAGAGGGUCGAGUGUUUAUCGUGGAGGACAAUCACGGCUCGAUCGUGGAUCUGUUGAGGGAGGACGAUGAAGACGAGGCGGGGACGGAAGUGGUGGAGAUCAGCGAAGAUCACGAGAUAUUUCUUGGGGCGAUGGAAGCUGGAGACGAUGGGAUACGGGUUGUGCUGGAGAGCAACCAUUCGGACAGCGAGAACGAGAUCUAUCGGAAGGUGGAGCAGGAGAUCGAGAAGAUGAUGACGACCAGCUCGGAUGAGGAUGACGAGGGGAUAAAGGGAGGAGUGCUGGACGUGGAAGUAAUGGACGAGCAGGAACUACAAAACGAGUUCUUUUCGUUUGUAGGGGAUGACUGCAUCCAGUACGAGGAAGUGGUUCCGGUGAACAAGGUAGCUUAUCGGAGGGAGAGCUUGAUCAACGAUCUGCGGGAUAGAUACGUUGGCAGUAAGGAGGGUACGUUCAACUGUAGGUUGAAACUGCUUCGCAAGUACGUGUACUAUCAGCGUUACAUCAAGCUGAAGGAUCAGCGAGUUGCGUCGAAGAAGCGAUUCUUCCGGAAGCGACUGGUGUGCUUGGAGAAGAAGAUCGCGGCAAUGCGUCGGAAGACGGUGGUUGAGGUAGUUGACAGUGACAGUAACAGCUCGAUGUCUAGCGUGAGUAGUUCGAGCAGCAGCAGUAGCAGUGCCAGCAGUAACGGAACGUCAAGUUCGAGCAGUUCGGACAGCGAAGAAGUUGUCACCGAAGUGGAGACGUUCCAGCAGUCGGGAGAGAGUGCUUCGGAGGAGAUGUCUAACCAGUCGGAACAGCCGAUGGAGACUAACAACAAUCAGGUAGAAGAACUACCCAAACCAGCUCAGCUAGAAUCUCAGCAAUUUGCCAAAGAACAGGAGGACAGCAACAGUUCGGACAGCAGAUCUCGUGGCCAGCUGCGACGAUCGCCGAACGUGCUGCCACUUGCGAAAAAGAAGAAGCUCAGCUUCGAAGAAAGCUUGCUCAAUAUCGAGCAGAUAUACAAGAAGAGUGGCAGUCCAACUCCGUCGUCGAUUGGCAGCCCGAACUCGUCGAACUCUUCAUCGUCCAACAGCAACAGUAGACCGAUGACACGUCGCUUCUCCACCAACUGCCGUCCAAACGUGAUCGUCAACGUAAACAAUAACCGCGAAGCUCCGAGGAAGCUGUUCAUACCGUCGUACAAAAUAUUUGACCAGUCGAUGUCAACGAAGCUACCGCAGCUGCCGGUUGAACCCAGUCGAAGUCUCAGCAGAAGCAGUAGCGGAAGUAGCAGCAGCAGCAGCAGUUCCUCCAGUACUAAGCAGGUCACAACGAGCACGCAACGCAGCAGUGGGCUGAUUCGCGUGAACUACCCAAAGAAACCCUCGACCAAAGAGGACAAGGUCCCGGCCAAGACCUCGCCACGAUCGCGUACCACUUCGUCUACCACCAACGGAAGACCCGACCUCGACCAUCGCGUUCCCUUCGUCCGCUUGGAACGCAUCGAUUACGUCGAGCAGCUGGCCGAGCAGUACCGCAAGCAGCAGCUGCAGCAAGAUCAGCAGACCAAGUUUGCGAAACUGCGGCAACGCCGGAAGUCGACCUUCUCGUAGUCCGGUCCCGCGGGGUUGCGUGCGUUGCGUGUCCAACGUGCUUAUCGAAGGCUUGUUUGCUGGAUUUGUGUCGUGUCGUGCAAACGGGCAUCAAUUUGUUGUUUUGUUUUUGUUCCUACAACCUGUGUGGUGCAUGUGUGACUGGGUGUGUGUGCGUGAUAUCAAAAACUGAUUGCCGCUAUCAAACCUCUCUCAGUUGUUGUUGUUGUUGGGGACUUGUCGUUUUACCGGUGCGACACAACGUCGUAGUGCGGAAAAUGGCCCAUUUUCAUGGUUGACCGUAGCUGAAUUGAGUCGUGUCGCGUUGAGCGAAGCUGUAGUUGCGCGGGUGACGAUCUCAGUUGGCGGUGGAGCGCUGGGACGACCUCGAGGAGACCCUGCUGGGUUAGAUCGAGUGCAGUGCAGUAGGCUGUGGGCAGGACGGGUCUAAUGUUGGUGAUUGGUGCGAGCUGAUGGAAAUUGUUUGGAAAAGUUUUUCGACAACACGUCACUAAAAAUUCUCUCAAGACAUAAUUGUGAUAUUUUUAAUUGAUGUGCAUCAAAAUUUAAUUUUGGUAAAUUUUUGUUAUUAAUUUGAAACAUUUUACAAGAAAUUGCCCCCUUUAUUCGCGGACGAUUGCUAAUAAAAAAAAAGGGAUUGGUGAUUAUGUUACAGACAUUACCAUUAUGACAACGAACUGCUUCCAUCUUUUCCUAAAAUGCUACGCAUCUGUAGAUGGCGCCAAAGUACAUUGUCAAAAUAUUGAUACACAAUAGCUUGGUUUGAAUACCAUCAUCAGGGGUGAGAGUCUGGAGGGUAAAAUUGAGUCAUACAAAAAUGCUUAAAUUUUGUAUGACUCAAUCUCAUCCCCCAGACCCUAAUCAACAAUCUUUGGCAAACAUUUGUUUUUUUAAAAAACCUCGUUUAAUUGAUUGUAAACAGUUCAGAAUAUAAUUUCAAACGUUAUUUUUGCAAUUUGUAAAUGUAAUAACAUGUUUGACAUGCUUAACAUUUUCAUCAUGUCUGAAUUACAAAAAAAAAUUUUAGCUGAUUAAAAUCAAAUAAACUCAUGAGAAAUCUAUUCCAUCUUUCAUGUACUUAAAAUCGUUACCACCUUCAAACCAAGCAAAACGAUCACAUGUCGAGGUUCGUUUCCAAUGCGCACUGUCUUUGCUCGAAAGCUCCCCGAAUCCACGUGUUUGUGUAUGCCGCUGCCAUCACCCCGCCGCCGUUCGCGCCGCCUGCUACGAUUCGAGCAGUUUCAUCGCGUUACCUGCCGUUUGUUUGCGUGAUAAGUUUGCUAUAACGCGAGAAUCAACUGUGUCUGCGUGCGUUCUUUGGCGUUACCUAGCGUUUAAGGUGAACGAAGGCUAUGCUAUAAUAAAUUUUCGGAGUGUAUUUUUUUGCUAUAAAAUAAAACGUGGUGAAACAAGAUAAAACAUAGUUUGUAAGGCGAGUCCAAAAUAGAUUUUAAACAGACGAUUUCACACAUAAUUCUAAAUUAAUUGUUUUUGUUUU
This is a messenger RNA of Culex pipiens pallens (northern house mosquito), 9303 nucleotides long. RefSeq lists its product as uncharacterized. Lineage: Eukaryota; Metazoa; Arthropoda; Insecta; Diptera; Culicidae. The record is from RefSeq and is a predicted model, not a curated record. The transcript is spliced from 3 exons. Bases 1554 to 7805 code for a protein of 2083 amino acids.